Drosophila willistoni is the source of this 636-nucleotide messenger RNA. It is a transcript of the gene Rnf11, whose product is annotated as RING finger protein 11. The transcript is spliced from 3 exons. The record is from RefSeq and is a predicted model, not a curated record. Lineage: Eukaryota; Metazoa; Arthropoda; Insecta; Diptera; Drosophilidae. The coding region runs from base 88 to 534 and encodes 148 amino acids.
AAAAUAUCGGUAUCAAUAACGAACAUACUCGACAAACAAAGGCCAAAUCCAAAGCCAAACUAAACAAUAGGAAGUGUGAAAAUCAUCAUGGGAAACUGUCUUAAAAUUAACAGCUCCGAUGACAUUUCGCUCCUGCGCGGUGACAGUGUCAGCAUUCACGGCCAUCAGGAUCAGCUUCCGCAUGAACAGCUACAACAAGUAUUUUACCCAGCACCCUCUGUCUCCAUAAUGCCUAUACCAGCUUCAUCAACUACUAAUUCGCAUAUGUCGGAGGAAGACCAGAUCAAGAUAGCAAAACGAAUCGGGCUAAUGCAACACUUGCCAAUCGGAACAUAUGACGGCACUACCAAAAAAGCUCGCGAAUGCGUCAUCUGUAUGAUAGAAUUUUGUCGGGAUGAGGCUGUGCGAUACUUGCCGUGCAUGCAUAUCUAUCAUGUACAUUGCAUAGACGAUUGGCUAAUGAGGAGUCUCACCUGUCCCAGUUGCUUGGAGCCCGUCGAUGCUGCGCUGCUCACAAGCUAUGAAACAACAUAGCGCAACCCAUCUAUAUCCAAAGGGGUUGUGGGGGGUGCUUCUGCUCAGUCGAUAUAUACUGUCGCUGUAGUUUAGGUUGUCAGUUGAAUUGGGGGGGGGGGG